ACAUCCGUGACACAUCAGAAAAGGAGAACAAACAAUAAAGAAAAAAAAGACACAAAAGGGAAAAUGGCAAAAGCUAUUGUUCUCCUCUCUGCCCUUUGUUUUUUGGCCAUUGCCAACUUCGCCGUCGCUGAGCCCGAAGUCUUUGAUGUUGAAGGCAGAGUCUUCUGUGACACAUGCCGUCUUGGUUUCGCCACCACCCUUAGCGAGGCCAUUCAAGGUGCCACGGUGCGAUUGACAUGCAGAGACAUCGAGACACACAAUGAAACAUACUCAACAGAAGGCAAAACCGACAUGAUUGGCAAAUACACACUAACAGUAGAAGGUGAUCAUGAGAAUGACAUUUGCGAAGUAACAGUGGUGAAUAGCCCAAGAGAGGAUUGCAAAGAGAUAGUUUCUGAGUUGGUUAAAGGCAGAGUUGUGUGCAGUAAAAAUGUUGGAAUGCACAAUGCUGUUCGAUUUACUAACCCACUUUUCUUCCAAAAAGACAAGCCUGUACCUGGCUGCAAAGAGCUCGUUGAGGAGAUGGAGCUUGUUGAUCUCUUGUUACUCGAUGAUUGAACAAAAUUUAACUUUAAGAGACAAUAGCUUUUGCCCCUUUCGUCAUUCAUUUUGCAAUAAGAAAAAAAGAAUAAAUUGGAAUAGUGAACUUCUCCUGAAUGUGUACUCCCAUGGAAAAAGAAAAGAAAACUUUUUCCAAGAAGAUGAUCAUGUGGUAGCUUCUUAGAAAAUUUUGUGUUCCAUAAUUUGGUGUUACAAAUUGAUCAUAAUUUUGUGUCAUCAUUUUUUAAAUUUGGCAAUACUUACUAUGUAAUGAGAAGUUUUCUUUAACUUUAACUUUCUUCCUCAA
Molecule: messenger RNA, 847 nt
Organism: Nicotiana attenuata
Lineage: Eukaryota; Viridiplantae; Streptophyta; Magnoliopsida; Solanales; Solanaceae
Product: anther-specific protein LAT52-like
Exons: 2
Coding region: 64-558 (164 amino acids)
Source: RefSeq, a predicted model, not a curated record